Messenger RNA from Alternaria rosae, 2680 nucleotides. RefSeq names its product kinase-like domain-containing protein. The transcript is spliced from 4 exons. Bases 218 to 2317 code for a protein of 699 amino acids. Gene Ontology annotation, biological process: peptidyl-serine phosphorylation; peptidyl-threonine phosphorylation. Lineage: Eukaryota; Fungi; Ascomycota; Dothideomycetes; Pleosporales; Pleosporaceae. Gene Ontology annotation, molecular function: ATP binding; protein serine/threonine kinase activity. The record is from RefSeq and is a predicted model, not a curated record.
ACUGCAGCCACUACAGCGGACAUGCCUUACAACCGAGUAGCCAUGAUAAGCGGGUGGAGGAGCUUGAUCUCGCGGCAUUGUUUAGCCUGUCCAGUCGGGAAUGCAGAAGACAUGUCGAUACCUGCACAAGUGUCGAACGAACGGAUACUUCAAAAAAGAGCUUGCAUAAUUCAUAUACGAGAUACGCUACACUGCAGGGUCAACGAAUCAAAGCGUGAUGAGCGCGAUGCAGAGCGACGUGACGCAACCUGCAAGAGCAGCAUCAGCAGCCGACAUAGACGACGAGAGCAAAACCCUGCCAUCUCGUCAGAAGUCCAGCACAAAUCGUUUGAGCGCUUUGAUCCGAGGACCGGCUCCGAAACGUCACAGAAAGGUUCUUUCUGAAGGUGUGUUGCUGGCUACGACCCCUCGAGACCCAAGGGAAGAAGUGACUCCACGGAGAACUCGCUCAGCUGUCCUCCACUCGCCACCAGAUGUCGCAGAAAAUGGAAAUACGACACGGGAAGAGAGAGAGGAAGCUACACGUAGAGUAUCUCAUCAGAGAGCAGAAGACUUGCCUCUCGGCGGCCUUGUUGUUGAUGAGGAUCGCUUGGGCGAUCAACUUCGAAUAGCCUUGAUCCGCGAGCCAUCCACCGAGCGAAAAUUCCUGCCAAAGGGCAAAUUAGACACGCUUGUUACGCCAGAAUCAGUCGAACGUGAACUAUCAAGGGUGGUAUAUCUUCCAACCAGAUACUUGCGGCGCAAUCGGCGAUUAGCUAUCGAUAUCAGGAUCGACUUGCCCGCAGAGGAUGAGGGCGCGCAACAUGGCCAGGCGAGUCCGACCAGCCCUGUCGCCACGGCCCAACCUGACAAGCCUUCUUAUCAACGGAUUUUCGCAAUCCUGCUGCUGAUGCGUCGACCACGCAAAAUAUGGUCUUUCGUGAGAGAACGAGUCUGCGAUGCCGACUUGCCUCUUGUUCUUCAACUUCAAGAUGAUGUCUUCAGACUGCGGCGCUGCGGUGAAGCGCAACCAGUACUAAAGUGCCUGAAGAGAUCAUAUGAUGUGAGUCAAUUUCUGCUAUACCAGUGGUGGGUUCUCGCACCUUUCUUCCGUAGGCCAGACGGUAGCAUAGAAUCGCACUGCAAAGUCUCUGAAAACCACAUCUUACCAUUCACAAAAUGGGACAAUACUGGUCGCAAAGGUGGGUCUGGGCAAGUACACAAAGCUGAAGUUCAUCACGAUCAUCACGCAUUUGACAACAAAGAAGUUCUUAACAAUAUCGUUGCAGUAAAAAAGAUCUUCAUCAGCAGCCGAGGUCGUGACGCCUUCCAUGAAUUAAAAGUACUACAGAAUCUGGGCAAGCAUGAACAUGCGCCUCGCCAUCUAGUGAAGUUACUCGCGACCUACGAGCAACACAACCACCUUUGCCUCAUUCUUCCUUGGGCUGAGAUGGACCUCGCUGAGUAUUGGGGAACAAAAAAUCCUCGAACUUGUCAUGAUGAAGCAGCACUGUCUACCUGGUUGAAGGAACAGUGUCACGGUCUAGCUGAGGCGGUCUCCUACAUACAUCGAUACAACACAUUUUCGGGUUCAACUAUGCUUCGCAACAUCACAUUCGCAGUACCGGCGGCCGGAGCUGGGCGGUAUCGCUCACAAUCCAUUGGAUCGAUCAGGCAGCGAAGAGUUCUCUUUGGCCGGCACGGAGAUAUCAAGCCCAAGAACAUCCUUUGGUUUCCCCAUACGUCUUCCGUUGAAACAUCGACUCCGGGACUCGGUAUUCUGAAGCUCUCAGAUUUUGGGACCGCGCAUUUCAGUGACAAGGAAUUUAUUUCGACGCAAGAUAGGAACACCGUUCCAUAUUCAAGAUCGUAUCAAUCACCCGAAUGUCGACUCCCGAACGGUGAGCUCAGCGCCCAAUGCGAUGUCUGGGCCCUUGGAUGUGUGUUCUUGGAGUUUGUGUGCUGGUACUUUGGAGGGCAUGAGCUUCUUCAGGACUUCGAGCGCCAACGUGAUACUGUUCAUGGGGGUUCCUGCUUCUUUGUGAUCAAUCAUGAGGGUUCCGCAGAGCUCAAUCCGCCGGUAGUCGAGAUGAUUGAGAAGCUACGGAAAGAUAGUGCACGGAACGACGAGUUGCUACAUGUUCUAACUGUUGCAAAGGACGACAUGCUUGUGAUCCUCAAUGAUACCGGUGACACUGGGCACAAGACAGUGGGCGCUGGGACUCCUACCUCUCCAGACCAUCUCAAAGUAGCAGAGAAGGGCAAACAUGGGCGGCGGCGGAGUGUGGGCAAUAUCGCUCGUGAAUUGGGCUCAACAUCGCCCUCUUCGCAAGAGUGAUCUAGCGCAAUCGUCUUUUGAAGUUGCUGCAGUUUGGGAGUUCAAUGGCUUCGAUCCGCGCCAGCGUUUGGUAGCUGAGAAAGGUGGUCGGUAAGUCCAAGCGACGCAGCAGUGCCUCGUCUUUCAAAGGUUAACGGUGAUUGCUUUUGCAUAGUGUUGUCGCGCCAAGUCUGGUGUCUACAGACCUGUUACUUAAUGCGCUUUUAAUAUAGAUACCAUGCAUGUUUUGUAAGAAGUCCAGCAGUCGAGCUAUCGCAUAGCUAGUGAUCGGGCUCAUGGAGUGCAGGAGGGCCAGGCGGGGCAAUUCCCGCGAGAUCGCGCUGCCGCGUAACUAGCACCUAGCCCCCCCCCCCGGAUGAACCU